AUGGCAACAGUGGAUAGUGGUCUGGAGCAGCAUGGAGGAGGCAUGGUGGAAGAUGGGGCUGGAGAUGCCAGUCAUUCUGAGGGUGCUUGGGGACCUGUCAGAUGGUUUACAGCAGGGAGUACGGCAUCAGAUGGUUUACAGCAGGGAGUACGGCAUCAGAUUUGUGUUUUAGAAGAAGGCGACCGAAGUUUGGAGGUAAGACGAGCAGGCGAGCGGUUUGCCGGGCCAGAGCAGAAGCCGGGCGGGCCGGGGAGCGGGCGCCCGCCGCCCGCGCGGGGGAGCGAGAGAGAGAGCGGAGCGCCUUUCUUCUCGGCAAAAUGGACCCCGCGUCGGGGGAGGGGGAGGGGAAAGGGUGGGGAGGGAGGCGGCGGAGACGGGGUUUAUUUUUCAUCCUGGCUUCGUCCUUCCCGCCGCAUCUGCGGGCGGCCGCGGCGAGGAAAGCAGGUCCGGGCUGCGGCGGGGAGAGCUCGGGGCCGGCGAGUCGCCCUGGCCCCGCUCCCGUUCCCUCUCCGAGCCCGCGGCGGCGGCGCGCACCUGCCGCGGGACUGCCCUUUCCCAGCCGCCUCGCUGCCUUCUGAAGCACCGCAGAGGAUCCGCGGUCGGAUCCGGCCAAGCCCCCAGCCGCGCGGAGGAUCCGCGGCCGGGUCCGGCCGAGUCCCCAGCCGAGCGGAGGACUCGCGGCCCAGCCGGGCGUAUCCUACGAGGCCCGUGCUGUCCGCCGUGCCGUCCAGAAGAGCUGUGUGGCUGGGACGGCGCUUUUUUGGCCGAGUGCGCGCGGGCCUGAUGCUAUUCGCGCCCCGAGUCGCCCCGAAUGCGGGAUCUUGUGGGGGGUGCGGUUGGAAGGCGCUAAGAUGGCGCUGGGCCUGGCCUGUCGCCAGGGUUGGUGGCGCAGUUGCUCGGCGGGCGCCAUCUUUCUCGCGGCGCGGGCGGCGCCCUCCGAGGACAUGUCGCUGACCAGGGCGCCGCGAGGCCCGGGGCCAGCGGGAGCCGAGAGCAGGGUGCUGAAUUCUGGAGAUGGGACUGGGGUCGCGCGGCCUUCUCCUUCCCCACGGCCCCAGACCCAAAAGACGAGGUCGCCGGCUCGGAGCGGAAAGGGCUGGGGUCAGCUUCUUCCUCCUUCCCACUUGUGAUGGAAGAAGGGGACUGGGCGUCGAGCCUCGCGGCUGA
Molecule: messenger RNA, 1167 nt
Organism: Cercocebus atys (sooty mangabey)
Lineage: Eukaryota; Metazoa; Chordata; Mammalia; Primates; Cercopithecidae
Source: RefSeq, a predicted model, not a curated record